This is a messenger RNA of Puccinia graminis f. sp. tritici CRL 75-36-700-3, 1246 nucleotides long. RefSeq lists its product as uncharacterized. Gene Ontology annotation, molecular function: GTPase activator activity. The record is from RefSeq and is a predicted model, not a curated record. NCBI's taxonomy places the organism in Eukaryota, Fungi, Basidiomycota, Pucciniomycetes, Pucciniales, Pucciniaceae. The coding region runs from base 53 to 1246 and encodes 397 amino acids. Gene Ontology annotation, cellular component: division septum; plasma membrane; cytoplasm. Gene Ontology annotation, biological process: small GTPase-mediated signal transduction; cytoskeleton organization. The transcript is spliced from 3 exons.
AGAUGAUCUGGUCAGCCACUUUUUUCGGUAGGGGCACAUUCAGCCUAGUGGCAUGAUAAGCCAACAAACACCUCGGCCCAACCAAUCCCCCCCAUCCGAGGGAGCAACACAACCAAGAACAACAAAAAAACCAAAAAACAUGGCAAGCAACCAUACUGGAACCGCAGGAACAUCACCACCGGCCAUCCCAAAGAUGCCAGCCACCUUCGAUCGAUGGUUCUGGACUUCCGACUACCGACGCGGAGCCACGAUCCUAUUCGACAAGCUGAAUGCUGGACUCAAAGAAUCACAGGAACUCAUAGCCUUCAUCCGCAAACGAGAAUCAUUCGAAAGAGCCUAUGCACACGAACUUCGCUCCCCCACACCAAUCGACCCCGAAGGCUUCGGCUUCGACGACGGGGCCUCAUUCCUAUCAGUCUACAAACAGCUGCGUUCCAGUCAGACCGACCUGGCAGAUGCACAUGCCAGACUGGCACUCCAACUCGACAGGCUCGUCAUCGGGCCCUUCGAAACUUGGUCUCGUGACCAUCAGGAACGGAUCACAAAGGCCAUCGAUCGGGUCGAGCUCAUCCUGACCAGAUGGGAGAAACAGGCCAAGGAGGUCAUCAAACUCAAGGAGAUCUAUGACUCCAAGACUCAGGAGGCCGACGAAGCAGAGGAGGACUCCCGAUUCUCGCCAGCCGGUGGGAUGAUGAGCCACCACCAAGGUUUCCCAUCCAAGGAACAACUCCUCAGUCGAUCCAACGAUGAAUCCCCGGUCUCCCCAAAGGAAACCUAUGGCCAGAUCGGCAAACUCGUUAGCGAACAGGCCAUCGGUCUCAGUCGAGCCGUCACUCAGAAGAUGCGGAUCCAGGACGGCAGACUAGGCUUCAAAGCUCAGAGCUUGAGCGAAGCUGAUCAAACCCACCAGAAGAAUCCUCCACUCUCCGCUGCCGACCAAAAGCCAUUGCCCCAAUCACCUGACGAUCACGACUCAUCAUCCCAUCCUAAGCCCGAGAAAGGUAAAUCCAAGGAAGAAAAACACACCAGUGCACCCGCUAAACCGAUCCAGAGUAAUACCACCUUAUUAAGUAUUGCUGGGGUGGUCAAACCACCACUCCAAUGGAGUCACCUCUUCCAAAAGGCACGUGACACCAUCUUCAAGCAGAGCAUCAAAGUCCCCUUACUUGGAACCUAUCAUGGGGCUCACUCCGGUGAAGAUCUCGUGAUCUUCUUUCAAAAAAAUACAGCCUUGGGUCACCAAUAG